Molecule: messenger RNA, 4200 nt
Organism: Sclerotinia sclerotiorum 1980 UF-70
Lineage: Eukaryota; Fungi; Ascomycota; Leotiomycetes; Helotiales; Sclerotiniaceae
Exons: 4
Coding region: 1-4200 (1399 amino acids)
Cellular component (GO): intracellular anatomical structure
Molecular function (GO): ATP binding; RNA binding; protein binding
Source: RefSeq, a predicted model, not a curated record
AUGGUCAAGAAGGGACAGUCCUCGAAAGGUGGACCAAAGCCAGGUACAUCUGCUGGUAAGAAUAAACCAGCAUCAGCACCCGUUGCGGAUGAUAGUUUUAUCGUCUUUUCAAAUUCCGAUAAAGAGCCAAAGCAGAGAAAACCACCAGCUCAAGGACAAGAUGGAUCUGAUCCAAUGGGUGAGGUACCGAAGAGGCCGGAUGUUAAGAAGUUAAUUGGGGGACAAUCGUGGACUGGAAAGUUACCCGUCAAUUUACUUUCGGAACAUUGUCAGAAGCAAAGAUGGGAAAAGCCGGAAUAUACUAUGAGCAAAACUCCGGAAGGAUUCUCUUCAAUGGUAAUUCUCAAAGCUAAAAAUCCAAAAACUCAAGAACUCGUAUCGCUAGCUCCGUUCAAAUUACCUCCUUCGCAUAAACAUCUUGCGGUCAAACCAACAGCCCUCGAAGCUAGACAUUUCGCUGCUACAUAUGGGCUUUUCCGAGUUCUCAAUAUGCGAAACAUUCAUAUGACACUUCCACCCGAUUAUCGAGAUUUAUGGAAGGGAGAGUUUGAAGUUUUGAAGAAAGAAGAUGUUAAGGAAGGAAAAGCGUGGAUGUAUGAGGCGGAUCCUUUUGCUGCCUUGAGGGAAAGAGAAGAUGCAAAAGCUGCAAUGGAAAAAAAGCGAAAUGACCAGCAAAAGGCUAGGGAAAAGGCUAUGAGUACACCAGGAUCGGCAGGCCCAGGAGGUGUAGGUUUGGCUUUACGUGGUAAUGGAAGUAAUAGCACAAAUCAAGCGGGAGGUUCAUCGCAUAACAACAUUCACAGAGGAUGGACUAAAGUUCCAAAAAUCGAAAUGGGCAAGCGAACACGGACGAAGGUCGAAAGUUUAGUGAGGAGACAUGCUAUUUGGAAUCCACAUGAUGUCAAGUUAUCAGAUUUUCAAAAGCAUUCAAUUGUGAAGGAGUUUAAGACUCUUGAUUUCCGGCAAAGUCACAUUGAAGAGGCUGUUGAAAUAUGCAAGGAUCGGGAGGAAACUCUUGAAUGGCUACUUAUCCAUGUUCCGGAGGACGAUCUACCAAGAUGGGCAUUGCCAGAAGGAUAUGUCGCUGGUAUUAGUAUGGCAAGUAGUGACUUGAAGCGUGAAGGUGCUAUCAAGAGACUGGCUGAAGCUGGAUACUCUCUUGAGCUUUGCAAGCAGAUCUUUGAUAUUCAUAACGAUGAAGGCAAAGCUUCUGAGGCUUUACAACACAUACUCAUGUCGAGUGGGAAAGAUGUGGAAUCUAUUCCAAGCGAAGAUUCAUGGGACACUGAAGAUGCCAAGGAAUCUUCCGAGGAGAUCUGGGAAGAGGAAAUGACAGGUCUUCAGUCUGUCUUUGGGGAGAAAUAUUCUCGUCCAUCGAAGGAUGUUUGCAGGAUCACGAUUAAACCAGCCAAUCGUGGAACAAAUCUCCCUGUUGAGCCUAUCAUCCAGUUUCGACGAUCUUCAGAGUAUCCUCAAAAAGUUCCGGUCCUGUCUAUUCACGUUCAAUUACCCGCAUAUAUUCGUUUGAGUAUUAUGAAGCAAGCGUUGAAUCACGCCAUGGAAGAUUUACUUGGUGAGCAUAUGUUGUUUUUUCUUAUUGACUGGGUGGAACAAAAUCUUUACAACAUCAUUGAAAGACCUGGAAAGCUCAGCGACGUUUCUGCGGCUGCAUCGACAGUUAGUGAGAUUCAGCCAGUUCGUCGGAGAAGACAAAACGUUUCGAGACACCCUAGAGCAAUUAAAUGGAUUGCCAACGACAGGAGCAAGGAUGACUGGAUUAGUCGACAGCUGAACCCAAAGUUGGAAUCCAUGAUAAAAGGUCGGAGAACUUUGCCUGCAUGGGAGAUGAAAGAUAUUAUCGUUGAUACCGUCAGCUCCCAUCAAGUUACCAUUAUAUCAGGAGAAACUGGUUCUGGUAAAUCGACUCAAUCAGCCCAAUUUAUUCUGGAUGACAUGUACCAGAGAGCUUUUGGAGAUUGUGCAAAGAUUAUUUGUACGCAACCUAGACGUAUUUCUGCUUUAGGGUUGGCGGAUCGUGUUAGUGACGAACGAUGUUCCGCUGUUGGUCAAGAGGUUGGAUACAUUAUUCGAGGGGAGUCAAAAGCAUCACCCAAUACCAAGAUCACUUUUGUGACUACAGGUGUACUUCUUAGGCGAUUACAAACGUCCGGAGGAAGUAGUGAUGAUGUCGUAGCAUCACUUGCAGAUGUUAGUCAUGUUAUCAUUGAUGAGGUUCACGAGAGAUCUUUGGAUACAGAUUUCUUACUUGUUUUGUUACGGGAUGUUCUUCGUCAACGGAAAGACUUAAAGUUAAUCUUGAUGAGUGCCACUUUGGAUGCUGGUAUUUUUGAAGAUUAUUUCAAGAGUGGUGGAGAAGUUGGCAGAGUCGAAAUUAGUGGUCGUACAUACCCCGUGGAAGAUUAUUAUCUUGAUGAUGUUAUCCGAAUGACUAAUUUCAAUCCGGGCUUUGGUGGUAAAUACCAGGAAGAUAAUCAGGAGACAUCAGGUAUGGAUUCGGACGUCGCAGCUGCCAUUCAAAGUAUUGGUAUGAGGAUCAAUUAUGAUUUGAUCAGUCAGACGGUUAAAGAGAUUGAUGCUGAAUUAACUCAUCUGAAACAAGAUGGUGGGAUUCUCAUAUUCAUGCCUGGUCUGGUCGAAAUCACUCGAACACUUGAUUACUUGAAGACGAUACCAAAUUUACAUGCUCUACCAUUACACGCUUCUUUACAAUCAUCAGAUCAACGAAAAGUAUUUCCACAUGCUCCAUAUGGUAAACGAAAAGUUAUAGUUGCCACGAAUGUCGCCGAAACAUCCAUCACAAUUGAUGAUAUUGUUGCAGUGAUAGAUACUGGUCGCGUGAAAGAGACAAGUUAUGAUCCUCAAAACAAUAUGCGAAAAUUGGAAGAAGUAUGGGCUUCACGUGCUGCAUGUAAACAAAGAAGAGGUAGAGCAGGUCGUGUUCAAGCUGGGAAAUGUUACAAGCUUUAUACAAGAAAUGCCGAAAAGUCGAAAAUGAUGGAGAGACCGGAACCUGAGAUUAGAAGGGUACCAUUAGAACAACUAUGUUUAUCUGUACGUGCUAUGGGAAUCAAGGAAGUCGGAUCAUUUUUAGCCAGUGCAAUCACUCCUCCUGAAAGUAUGGCCGUUGAUGGUGCUAUGGAUUUAUUGAGAAGAAUGGGUGCUCUUGAUGGAGAUGAUCUUACCGCACUAGGUCGUCAUCUUUCAAUGAUUCCUGCUGAUCUUCGUUGCGGUAAACUGAUGGUCUAUGGUGCUAUGUUUGGUUGUUUAGACGCUGCAGUCACAAUUGCGGCUAUCUUGACCGUUAAAUCACCUUUUGUAUCACCUCAGGAUAAGAGAGAAGAGUCGAAAUCUGCAAGGGCGAGGUUUGCCAAGAAUCAAGGUGAUUUAAUCGGAGAUCUUCGAGCUUUCGAGGAGUGGUAUGAGAUAAUCAAUAAUAGAAAUUACCGACAAGGAGAGAUUCGAAACUGGUGCAAUGAUAAUUACCUUUCAUAUCAAACACUCAAUGAUAUCUCCUCGAAUCGAACUCAGUACCUCACGUCUCUUCGUGAAAUUGGUUUCAUUCCAUCUUCAUCCAUCCUCCCAUCAGCCUUAUCCGCCAAAUCAUCAAACAAUGCUCUCAUUAGAUCUCUUUGCGCAGGAGCAUUCAAUCCUCAACUUGCACGGAUCGAUUUUCCAGACAAGAAGUUCGCGGCUUCAGUCUCAGGUGCUGUGGAAUUAGACCCAGAAGCAAAAACAAUCAAAUAUUUCAAUCAAGAAAAUGGACGUGUUUUCGUACAUCCAAGUAGUACCAUCUUUGACGCGCAAACAUUCCCGGGCAAUAGUAAAUAUAUGAGUUAUUUUAACAAGAUGGCGACGAGUAAAAUAUUCAUUAGAGAUUUAACACCCUUUAAUGCAUACACGGCGCUACUCUUCUCGGGACCAAUUACACUGGAUACAUUAGGAAGAGGUCUUUUGGUAGAUGGUUGGCUGAGACUAAGAGGUUGGGCAAGAAUUGGUGUACUGGUUAGUAGAUUGAGGGGGAUGUUGGAUGAUGUUUUGGCGAGGAAAAUCGAUGAGCCCGGUAUGGAUUUGUCGGGGAAUGAGGUGGUGGAGGUGGUCUUGAAGUUGGUAGAGUUGGAUGGGAUGGAUCAUUUCGAUAUAUUGAGACCUACCCACAGCGGAACCAUCAUCAACUCGUAG